AUGGGGACACCUCGAGGCAGCGCCGGUGACCGAGACUCGCAGCUCGGCUCACGAGCAGCGACUCCAUCAACUGCCUCAUGGCAAGUCGAAGAUUCAGCAGAGCUCGCUUACAGGGCGAUAGAGCGCUCGGAUAAUCGGCAAGGUGAGCCUCCAAUCAGACAAUUAGGGUGUCCCGAUCUAGGAUGGACUGCUGAAAUUUUCACAUCGCUUCACGCUACCAGGUCAAUCACCGGACAAGGCCCACGACACCGAUACUGCAGGGGAAUUGGCAGGCGGUCGUGCCGCAUCGGCUUCCUCCGUGCGCGAAGGUGACGGUGCGGAGCACGCCUCUCCAGGUGUAUCCAGGUCAGAUGCGCGAGCUCGCCCAAGGCCUUCCGCUAAAGCUAAAGGCGAAUCCACCGUCAGCACCGAGGCUUCCGAUUUCGAUCGCUCCGAAGCCGUUGUCAGACGACAGGCUGGACAAAGAAGAGCCGAGCAAUCUUCUGACGAAGUACGACGUCGAACGGCACGAGACACACCUAGCUCUGCGCGAGAGCAGGAACACCAAAGUUUGGACUCGCAGCGUCAUGGCAGACUGAAUGCGCACACCCCAGAAGACGAUCAUCGACGUGAUAGCGACGCUCAGUCUCCCUCGCAUCGCUCUCAAGCCGCAUCUGACGCUUCCGCUAGCUCGGUCGAGGCUCCCUUGGCACAGGGUCUGCCUCAGAGUCACUCGAACGCCCACAGUGGGACCCCUGCGUACGAGUCACAGCGAGAUGGGCUUGCCGAUCGUCAGCUCGACGAAAACAAGCAAGAGGGCUCGCAUUCUAGUCCCCGGCAGCGCUCAUGGGAACGGCCGCCGGGCGGUGAGACCUCGCCAGAGACUUAUCAGACAAAGCACGGUGGCCAUUCUCGGAGCGCGGCAGAGGGACGAGAUUCGCGAGAGCGAGAGCGAGACCAGAGGGAUCCAGAAUUCCUCCGGAUGGAGAGUGCCGAGCUCCGUGGAAGUGCAUUGCACAAUGACCGACGCGAGGCACCCGAGGGAGAAUGGACGAGCGAAGUGCCCACCAAGUAUGGCAAGCCAGCAGACGGGGGUCAGCCGCGGCUUACCAGAGCGCUUUCUCCGCCGAGGCACUACCGCCCGCGCACCCCUGGAUCUAGGGAACAGACUCCGCUCAACAUUCAGGCCGUACCUGGCCAGUCGUAUCCUUACGUAGAUGAUGCGCGGGACCUUGAGCCAGCCGAAGGUAAGUGGCAAGUACUCCAUUAAUCCACCAGGCGCAAGAAUACUCAGCUCCUCUUGCUGAUCUUGCAGUUGAUAAGUUCUUGAGUCUAAUCGAGAAACACAAUCUGGAUGCGAGUGACGAGGAAGACAUGGCCCGUAGUGUUACCGAGCUGUAUUCCGAGUGGAUAGACUGGUGCAUCCACUAUAGGAUUACAUCGACAAAGAGCAAGCCAGCUCUCGUCAGCGAAUUUGUCAAGGUGCGUUGCUGCAUGGACUCAAGGUUGUUUUGCACCCUGCCCAUGUUGAACAUAUGAUGAGCUUUUCACCAGGUGCACCAAGGAGUCUACGGCGUAGAGCGUCAAAGGCGGGCUAUGGGAAUCGUGCAAGGCAGUCGUGCGCAGCCGUCUGCUUCUAAGGGACAUCAAGGGCCGGUGGAGGAUAGAGGUGAUGGGCAGGGGCCGCGGCAGGUCUUUGCAUCUGCAGUGCAAUCGCCAGCCCUCAUGUCGACCACCUUUGCCCGUGAGGAACAACAUGUACCCGACAGCUCGAGCCCACGAUUUGUUGAUGCUCGGCGUGGACCCGGAAAUGGAAAUGUCCCGAGCGCUACGCCGAGCGGCGAGCGACAUGCUCCUAGGUACGCCUCUACUUGGAAUGUUCCCCCGCCUGGCAGGGGGUACGAGGGAAGUGCUCAGCAGCCUGUCGGAGCAGAACGCUCCCUCGCCACUCAACCGUCGAGGUCUAGCUCAGUGCGAGAUUAUACACCAGGUCGUCGAGACCCAGACGUUGCCGCGGAGCGCCAUGUACCUCCCGACAUCGACCCGCGUGCAAGAUCGUUUUACGGGCCGCCUCCAGAGGGUUUGAGUCGUCCGGCACGACCGCACGGCCAUGCCCAUGCCGAGAGCAGUGCUGUACGGGGCGACAUUAAGCCCUACAAGCAUGUCUCGGAUGUGAGUACUUCUAUCACACAUUGUGCAAGAUACAAGCUGACAUGUCCCUGCACGUCUUUGUCCUACAAUGUUGCAGCCCAGCCAAAACUUCACGCGUCCCAGCGUACCGCUGUCGACGGUUCAUGAUCACUCCCGUGCCUCGGCUAUUGGCGGCUAUCAGGCUGCUCCUAGCUCGUCAAGAGCGCCUACGACAGAUGCAACAGCAGGGCCACCCAUUAAGCAACUUCCUCCAGGUCUUUUCGAUCAGAUGCGAGCAGCGCUCCGCGACGAGAUCCUGGGUGAAGCAAGGAGAAACGUGGAUCACCACGGUAAGUGUGAAGGUAUUCGAUGGGCCACAUGCUGCCAGCACUCGUCUGACAUGCGCCAUCAUUUGAAGUCAUGCGCCUGUCGAACCUCAACAAGGAUCUAGUAGCGCACAAUGAGGCUCUGAAAGCCAGAGUGGAGCAAUUGGAGAUUCAGUCAGAUAACGCUGCCAAGUGGAUCACAUACCUCGCCCAGUCGCACGACGACUCCACUGCCAGGUUGGACGCUCUUUCUGCAUCGGCCACAGCCCAGGCACGGGUCGUUCCUCGCGACGUGCAUCCUUCGCCUCAUCUCUCCGGCUCCCAUCACCCCGGCAGCGAGGCGCGACCGCCGAGAACCAGCGGCGGAUACAUAACGGAAUCGCCUCGCGCUCGCACUCGUCAGGCCGAGCCGAUCUACAAAGACGUCAGCGGAGAAUCAUACAGGGCCCACAACGGCGAUCGUGGUCGCCACCACGAAGAGAACGCGCGGCGAGACCGUGCUCUCAAUGCGGCUCCUCCCGCCUCGAUGCCGCCGCGAGAAUACCAGCGCCGCGCGUACGAGACCGAGGCGAUGGGCGAGACAAACGGUACGCCACUGGCGGGUCGAUCUUCGGCAGGACAGGGCUUGUCCAGGAGCCAGGGGGCGUCUUACGGGGACGCAGGAUUGUCUACAUCGCACUCGAGUGCCUCAACGAGACCUCAGAGCCUGUCCCAGCCUCAGCACUCUCAAUCGCUCGAUCCUCCGGCCAACGAACCGCGCUCGACUUUGACCACAGAGCAACCGCCCUAUCGACCUUAUCUCGAUCCCUCGCCAAGGCCCCCUUAUGAAGAUGCCCGGUUGGUCAAGCGUCCUCGCAACUACUAA
Molecule: messenger RNA, 3300 nt
Organism: Ceraceosorus bombacis
Lineage: Eukaryota; Fungi; Basidiomycota; Exobasidiomycetes; Ceraceosorales; Ceraceosoraceae
Source: the annotation of a GenBank genome assembly